Pezoporus occidentalis (night parrot) is the source of this 1592-nucleotide messenger RNA. RefSeq names its product FUS RNA binding protein (gene FUS). Gene Ontology annotation, molecular function: transcription coregulator activity; RNA binding. Gene Ontology annotation, biological process: regulation of DNA-templated transcription. Lineage: Eukaryota; Metazoa; Chordata; Aves; Psittaciformes; Psittacidae. The coding region runs from base 4 to 1560 and encodes 518 amino acids. The record is from RefSeq and is a predicted model, not a curated record. Gene Ontology annotation, cellular component: nucleus. The transcript has 15 exons.
GCCAUGGCCUCCAACGAUUACAGCCAGACCGCGACGCAAAGCUAUGGGGCCUACCCCACGCCGCCAGGUCAAGGUUAUUCCCAACAAGGCAGCCAGGCCUAUGGGCAACCGAGCUACAGCGGCUACAGCCAGGCCCCGGAGGCGGCCUACGGGCAGAACAGCUACAGCCCCUCUUAUGGGCAGACCCAAAGCAGUUACAGCACCCCGUCCACGCCCCCGGCCUACGGCGGCCCCGGCGGCUACGGCGGCGGCGGGCAGGGCUCGCAGAGCUCCUACGGGCAGGCGGGCGCCUACCCCGGCUACUCCCAGGCACCCAGCGGGGGGUCCUCGUCCGUCAGCUACAGCAGCAGCGCGCAGAGCUCCAGCUACGGGCAGCCCCCCAGCAGCGGCUACAGCCACCAGGGCAGCUACAGCGGGCAACAGCCCAACUACAGCCAACAGGCGGCCUACAACCCCCCCCCCAGCUACAGCCAGCAGAACCAGUACGGCGGAGGAGGAGGAGGAGGAGGCUCCAGCUACAGCCAGGAGGCGCCGUCGCUGAGCAGCGGGGGGGGGUACCAGGACCAAGGCUCCUAUGGGGGGGCGCCGGCGGAGCGGAGCCGGGGCCGUGGGGCCUACAACCGGGGCGGCUACGACCGGGGCGGCCGCGGCAACCGGGGAGGCCGCGGAGGCAGCAACGCUAUGGGCGGUGGUGAGCGCGGUGGCUUCAAUAAAUUCGGGGGACCCCGGGACCAAGGGCCAAGGCAUGAUGCAGGCGACCAGGAUAACUCGGACAACAACACCAUCUUCGUGCAGGGCCUGGGCGAGAACGUCACCAUUGAGUCGGUGGCCGACUACUUCAAGCAGAUCGGCAUCAUCAAGACCAACAAGAAGACGGGGCAGCCCAUGAUCAACCUCUACACGGACCGCGAGACCGGCAAGCUCAAGGGGGAGGCCACGGUCUCCUUCGAUGACCCCCCCUCCGCCAAAGCCGCCAUCGAUUGGUUCGACGGCAAAGAGUUCUCGGGGAACCCCAUCAAGGUCUCGUUCGCCACGCGGCGCGCUGACUUCAACCGCGGCGGCGGCGGCGGACGGGGCGGCCGCGGACGGGGAGGCCCUAUGGGUCGCGGCGGUUUCGGCGCCUCCUCCUCGGGCUCUGGGUCCCGGGGGGGUUUCCCCAGCGGCGGUGGGGGGCAGCAGCGAGCGGGGGAUUGGAAAUGCCCCAAUCCGGCCUGCGAGAACAUGAACUUCUCGUGGCGUAACGAAUGCAACCAAUGCAAAGCCCCCAAACCCGAGGGGGGGCCCGGGCCCCACAUGGGGAAGUACCCGGGGGGAAGUGGGGCAGGAGGAGGAGGAGGAGGAGGAGGAAGCCGAGGAGGCGGAGGCGGCUUCGGCGAGGAGCGGCGCGGAGGGCGCGGAGGCUUCGAGCGCGGCGGCUACAGGGGGGGGAGGGGCGGGGAGAGGGGGGGAGGGGGCUUCAGGGGAGGAAGAGGAGGAGGAGGAGAGAGAGGAGGGUUCGGGCCCGGCAAGAUGGACUCCAGGGGCGACCACCGGCAGGACCGUCGCGAGAGGCCGUACUGAGCCCCCUAUAUCCCGCCCCAUAUCCCGCCCCA